Molecule: messenger RNA, 1431 nt
Organism: Aspergillus bombycis
Lineage: Eukaryota; Fungi; Ascomycota; Eurotiomycetes; Eurotiales; Aspergillaceae
Product: SUMO ligase MMS21
Exons: 2
Coding region: 1-1431 (476 amino acids)
Biological process (GO): protein sumoylation; double-strand break repair via homologous recombination
Cellular component (GO): Smc5-Smc6 complex; nucleus
Molecular function (GO): zinc ion binding; SUMO ligase activity
Source: RefSeq, a predicted model, not a curated record
AUGACAACCCCAACCCCAAGCUCUUCGCGACACAGAUCCCGCCACGCAAGCAGCAGCGUCCAGCGCCCAAGCCAAAGACCCCGAGCUUCAACGCCCCCACUCCCAGCCUAUGAAGCGCCGAUCGCACCCCUCCACAGCGCAGGUCAAAUCAAGCUCCUAUCCCUCCUUAAAUCGCAGUCGCUGCGACCGCUGAAGACGCAUCUCCAGCACGCGGAGGAGAAACUCACCGAUUCGGCUGGGGAGGUUAAUGAGCGGCUUACUGAUGCGCGGGUGCGGCUUCAGCGGUUGAAGGAGCGGAGGGGGGAAAGGGAGGAUUUCAAUGAGGGUGAUGAGGAUGGGACGCAGCGGCAGGAUGACGAGGAAUGGGAGGAAAAGUUGAGGGAGUUGGGGGAGAAGGUCGGGGAUGUUACGGAGCGGUUGGAGGCACGGAUGCGCGGGACGAUUGAUGGGGAGAUUAGGGUUGAUGGGCUGGUUGGGGUGCUUGGGACGGUUGAGAGGGACACUGAGCUGGAGAAUGGUGCUGGGAGGAUUACGAGAAGGGGAACUAGACGGCGGGGUGGGGAGGAGGAGGAGGAUGAUGAAGAGGAUGAGGAUUACGAAGAGGCGGAGGAGAGUGUGGAGGAAAGUGUGCCGCCGACGAGGAGGUUGGAUGAGUUACUUAGGGAGAACUAUGCGGAGUGGGAUAGGCUCUCUUUGACACAACGGUACUCGACCAACAAUGCCUACAUCGGGUUCUAUCGAAUUAUUCACGAAGCUAAACAUCCCGGCGAAGAUAUUCCUCCACUACCGCACGCAUCAACGUGGUUCUCACACCUGGAAGAUCCAGCUACGGCUUCGGCGCAAGCGCCCGAUUCUUCGGCCCGGCGCACGCGUCGUCGGAGAUCUCCUUCUCCGGCGGACUCAGAUGAGAUCGCCAUCGAGAGCGAGCGCAUAUCGCUCAAAUGCCCUCUAACUCUACUUUACUUCCGGGACCCUGUAACAAGUACUAAAUGUCCGCAUAGCUUUGAACGCGAAGCGAUUGAAGAUAUGAUUGCGCAUAGUUCAACGACUGUUCCCGCGCCCCAGCCGGCGGGAGCCGCCGGCCGCAGCGCGCGUCGUGUUCGCUCCGUCAAGUGUCCGGUGUGCUCAGUUGUCUUGACUACGGCGGAUCUCCGGACGGAUCCUGUUUUGGUUAGGAGGCUGCGCCGCUAUGAAGCGGCGUUGAGACGGGAAGCGGAAGAUGAUGAGUUAUCCGAUGGGGCGCGGAGAAGACAGUCUGGGGCAGCGAAAAGCGGGAUCACUCUCGUUGACGAUGAUGGAGCCGAGGACGGUAAUGAGAUGGAUGUGGAUGAUUCGGAUUCGGAUGAUAGGCAGGAUGAGGAAUUUUUGCGCAGCCAAGAUCAUGUACGAAUCAAACAGGAGAUGAGUACAGCUCCUGUCGAUGACGAUUAG